Molecule: messenger RNA, 5902 nt
Organism: Biomphalaria glabrata
Lineage: Eukaryota; Metazoa; Mollusca; Gastropoda; Planorbidae
Product: acid phosphatase type 7-like
Exons: 11
Coding region: 2297-3883 (528 amino acids)
Molecular function (GO): acid phosphatase activity; metal ion binding
Source: RefSeq, a predicted model, not a curated record
AUUUUGUCUCUAAAACUCUCUCUAUUAUAAUUUAUAAUAAUUUAUAUUAUUAUACUUAUAAAUAGAUAUAUAUAGAUUAUAGACUGAAUCAGCCAGGAAAACCAAAGACUUAGCAGAGUUUAAGUCAUGGAUUAACAUGCAUGACUAGAUUGACACAACACAUGAUAUGCGCAGGACGUAAUUAUAAUCUUCUUUUUUAAGUAAUGUCUGUUAUAUAUAGAAAGUAAGAUAUAUAUAUCUAGUAAUCUAGUUCACUACUAGUUCUAACUCUGUCAAGUCUAUAGUAACUAUGUAACAUUGAGUCAUAGUCAUAAUGAUAAUCUAUGAGUUAUUUACGUUACUUGAACAAAACAAGUUAAUCCCAGUAGUAAAAUUUUUUAUGAUUGAAUUUUUAUAGCUCCGUAAUGGUUAGACGUAGGAAAAAACAGAGUAUCAGAUGAGCUCCUCGCCCAUUUGUCUAUAAAAAUAGUUAUAUAUUUCAAUGUAUUAGAUCUACUACUAAUUGUUAAAAUUAGAUUUAAUGUUAAUAUGGGUCUGGCAGAUGCGUUCAAACUCACAACUUUUUUUUAACAUCUUAAGAAACACUUGAACACAUGAUAAGGGUUGUAUAAAAAAAGAUAUUCUAAUCUUCAACUGUUGUCUCUUCCAAGCUCAGUGAUGUAUAUAAUUUAGACUUGAAAAGGCCCUAGAAGCUAUUUUCAGAAAUAUAUUAUAUUAUAUGUGGUCCUUUAAUAUGUCAGUGCUAAAUAUUAAUCUAGCGCUGCCCAAGCCAUUGGAGGACACAAUAGUUUACCUGGUUGACAGAAAAAUUUAAAGUGUAACUCUUCCUAUUGGUGUUUGUCAACUAAUUCGCGCCUUGAUAAUUGGUACCCGGUCAAUCAAUAAUUGGCUUCUCCCAUUUUCCCAUCAAUAUUGUUCUCACUAUGGCUGCAAUGUUUUUAGACUGUUGAUGGCCUGGUGUGCGCCUGUGUAUUGCACUAUCAUUGAAUUGUUUCUAUUGUGUGUUGACCUGAAGACUGGUUGAGUCAACCCUAAAAAAUUUUCUUAGUGUUAUUUUGCACUAAAAUGUUUGAAUGUUGGUAAGUGGAAUUGUAGGGAGAAAAGAUAAGAGGCCUGGGGAUGUGUGUGACUGAAUAAAAUGGUACCUAUUGUGCUAAUCAUUCCAUUUGUGUGUGUUAUUAUUAUUAUUAUACAUAUUUUUCUAUUAUCUGUUUAAAAAGACUGUCUUGUUAGCCCAUUGAGCUUUGUGGCAAAAUAGUAAAAAAAAAACUGUGAAAAAAAAAUAUAUCACAUGUCUAGAAGCUGAAUAAUUAUUAGCAUCUGACAUCACUUCUUAAUUCUUAAUGGUCAAUCAAUAAUUGUUGGUCUCAAAAUUUGUUAUACAGGAUACUUCAUGCUCCACCCCCCCCCCCCUUUUGACAUUUUCUAUUUAAAAAACUACAUCUAUGUGCAACAUAUCCCCCCUCUUUUUAAAAAAAAUUUUGUCACAUCAUGUUAGGCUCAGAUGAUUUUUCUUGAUUUUCUUUUUCCAGAAUGGUUGAAUUUCUCCCAACUGCCUUUUUUUUUUAUGGUGACAACUUAUUUGUGUAAAAAAAAAAAAAGACGUCUUGCUUAACAAAGAGAGGAUCAUAUAAUAUGAGACUCACCUGGUAUUUACAGACCAACGAUUGACAUUUAUUGACACAUCAAAUCAACUGGACACACAUCAUUGUCAAUUUGUCAUUAAAUCCUUAUUUUAAAAAAAAAAGUAAAGUUCCCCUUUCAGACCUUGCGAUCAAUGGGACAGAAGAUGUAAAGGGCAUCUGUUUAUGUGGCCUAUGGUUUACAAGGGUGUCAUAUUUACCACUUAGCCGCCUUGCCUUUGUGUAUACAAGUUUAAAAAAAUAUGGUGGGGUGUUCGAGAAUUAACUAAAAAGGUGUGUGUGUUGGGGGGGGGGGUUCUGAAUGACAUAAGUUUCUCCAGAUCUUAUUAGGGACAGUACUAAAAUAAAAAAAUAAUUUUCCCUUUUAAGGCAAAUGAUUUAAAGGUCAUCUUUUUCUAUGGCAGAUGGUUAAUGAGGGUGUCAUGUGGCCAGCACAACAAUUAAAUGCCUUUACUUUCCCUAACGAAUGUCAAGUACCCAUAAGAAUUGGGUGGUUUUGGGCGUCCUAAGAAUCACACAAUUAAAAAUCCAGUCUUCACCAAGAUUCAGACUCAGGACUUGGAAGCCAAGUUUUUUACCACUCAGCCACCUAGGGACAUUACUACUAUGUACAUAUAAUUUCUGCUUUGUGAGACAUCUUCACUUCAGACAAAAUGCAAAAGAAUGCAGAAUUUGAGGCAAUGCAUUGUGUGUUUCUUUGCAUGCUUAUGUCAAUGAUAUUGAUAACACACAUUUGUAAUACUGAAGUCAGUGAAGAGUUUAUGCCCUUUGAAACAGCCACUAUUCAGGACCAAAAUAGCUGCAAGCCACAACAUGUUCACAUAUCUUUUGGAGAUAGUAUCAAUGAAGUCAAUAUUGUCUGGUCCACAUUUGGCUUUUGUGUAUGUCUGGUUAGGUAUGGCACUGACCCAUGGAGAUAUGAGUUUAGAGCUGAUGCCAAUCAUACCUACUUUACAACUUUGAACAGUAGAGGACUAAAACAUUUGUACAGAGUAAAUUUAAAGGGCUUACAUUCAGCUGCACGCUAUUACUAUCAAAUUGAGAACGAUGAAAGUACUGCAGGGCCAUUUUAUUUUCAAGUUCCUCCUGAAGGCAAAGACUGGUCACCAGAUUUUUUGAUAUUUGGUGAUCUGGGCAUACAUGCGGACACUAUAAAUUUCCUUGUCAAUGAGGCUUUAUCUGGCCACUAUACUGCUCUCAUUCAUGCUGGAGAUUUGGCUUAUGAUAUGAAAGAUAAGGAAGGCCUAGUAGGUGAUUAUUUUAUGAAAGAAAUUGAGCCAAUGGCAGCUUAUAUUCCAUAUUUGACGUGUCCAGGAAAUCAUGAAAUUGAUUUUGGUACUUUUUCACAUUAUCGAAAUCGAUUUUCUAUGCCAAAUACUGAUUGGCCUAUACCUAUUGAUAAGAUGUGGUAUAGCAUUGACAUUGGACCUGUUCAUGUGAUAAGCUAUUCAUCUGAGGUCUUUUUUACCAACUCUGGGAAACACAUUGAAGCCCAAAGGAGAUGGCUUAUAGAGAAUUUGAGAAAUGCUAAUAAUAACAGAAAAACAACCCCUUGGAUUAUAGCCUUUGGGCAUAGGCCUUUGUAUUGUAGUACAAAGAUUAAUGACGACUGCUCACUGUUAUCUUCAGAAGUCAGAAAUGGACUAGAAGACAUCUUUACAUUAUUAGGAGUAGACCUGAUCAUUCAAGCUCAUGAACAUAACUAUGAACGUCUUUGGCCGUUGUAUCAGUGGAAUGUUUUGAAUUAUUCCUAUGUAAACCCAGAUGUCCCUGUUCAGAUUAUUACUGGAGCAGCUGGAAGCAUUGAAGGAAUAGACAACUUUGAAUCUUAUUAUCAUCCUAAUUGGUCAGCCUUCCGUCUUGACUCUAAUGCAUUUAACAGUUAUGGUCGUUUGCUCGUUGUUAAUCAUUCUCAUCUGUUUUGGGAGCAGCGCUCAAUAAAUAAUCACACAACUUUGGAUAGCAUUUGGAUUGUCAAAGAAAGACCAGGACCUGAGAGUACUACAGUUCCAGUCACAAGUAGAACAUAUCAUGGAACCAAGAUCACUACCAGUACUUAUGUUAUUGCACUAAGCAUUAGCUUGGGCAUCUUGCUUGCUGUGAUACUUUUACUUUUCAUAUUGAGACAGUUUUUUAGAGCCAGAAGGAUCAAACUAUUUCUUAGUCAAUGUAGACCAGAAGAUUCAUGGCCUGUGCCUUAUAGCAACUUCUCCAGCCCUGAAGAGGAGGAAAAUUUGUAGCAAUGAAUAUGAAAAAUCGAUUGUUUUCUUUAUUUUCAAUUUUGAACAUUUAUUUAUUACUACAUUAUAAAAAUUUAAAUGAAAAUAGUUACCAAUGUUUCUAAUUUUCUUAUAUCUAUAAUAUUUAUUUUGCUAUUGUUAGCAAAGAACAUUCCAACUUUUAUGCUAAGAAAUAAAUGUUAACAUAUAUUUUUUCUUAACAAAUGAAUAAAUGUUUAUUCAUUAUUUUUACUUUGUUAAAAAAAAAAAAAGAUUUUUCAAUGAUAAAUUUUGAUAUGAGUUGGUUUUUUUUUAUAAUUUUUUUUUUUUAUUAAAUUGUGUCAAGGUGAAAUUAUUUAAGUCCUACAAACUAUCUUGUUGGUUACCUUGUUUGUAAAAUAUAUAUGUUUUGUAUUAAUUUUAACAUAUAAGCUGGAAAGUUCUUUAAUCCACACAAUAAAAGUGAAUCUGUUCUGCAAGGUUAUUUAAACUUUAAAUUUGAAACAGCUAGAAAUAGUUAACAUUAGUAAUUAUAUAACAGUUAUUGUUCUACUAGCUCAGCAUUGGAUAAGCCAUUAAUUAUUUUACUAGCUUCCUCUAUCCAGUGAGUGGUUGGGAGAGGCCCUGUAAGUCAGACACGUGUUUGAGAUCUUGCUAUCUCACAUCUUAAUAUGUCAUUGUCUUGACAUAGUCUGCUAAAGCUGAGUUUCUACCAUAAUACUAUUUAGUAAGGUUUUUUGCUCUUUCCAUAAGAGAAUUUUUUUUCUAGCUGUUGUUUCUUACCUCGUGUGCUGAGAGGACAUUAAUUGUUCAUUUCGGUAUGAUCUCUUUUUAUUUCAUAUCAGUAAUUAAAUCCUUACAUUUUUUUAAUUUCUUAGACAACUGCAUUUAUAAUAAUUACAUUCUCUAAUAUAAUUAUUGUUUCAUAGUAUUUUUAACUUACCAUUUUUUUGUCUACUGUUGUUAAUGUGUGCACCUCUUGUGUGUGUGCAUGAUUGCUAUUUAUUUUAUUUUUAGCUAUUAUGCUAAAGUCAAAUUUAUAGAUUUUUGACUAUUUCUCUUCAGGAUUAUUUUCCACCUUCUGAUGGCAUUAUUCACCUUACCCAUUUGUAGUGCGCUACCAUGUCAUGAUAAAAUUUCAAUAACUUUCUUUUUGUUGGUAUCAGAAAGGGUUUUGUUUGGUAUAAAUUGUAUUUAUUUAUGUAAUACAAAUUUAUUUUUAUAAAAAAAAUGAGUUUUUGUUUGCAUUAUGAAAAUCAAUAAAAACUCACUGACUGGUCAAGUUAUCUAGACUAGAUCUAGAAAAUAUUUUAUCAUCCAGAUUAAAUAAAAAUUAUUUUUUUAAAAUAAAAUUUAUCAAUAUUUUUACAAAAUUUUAUAAAUAACUGAUUUAAAAGAAAAACAUAAAAUGUAACUAUUGAACGUAACCCACUUAAAACACAUCAUACUCUGUAAAAACACACUGUAAGAAAAAUCUAAAUGUUUCAAUAUUAAAGUCAUGGAAAGAAAGGUAAAAAAAAAAGUGUUAUAAAGCAUCAAAAAUGGGAACAUCCAAUCAAAGGAAAAAGCUGUUUCACAUCAAUAGUGGGAACAUUGUUUCAAAGAGAAAGAGUUAAACUGGCAUGAAUAAUUUCUAUUUUAUUAUUUUUGCUUUAUCCUGUACUUAAAGCUGUUCUCUGUUGGCAGCCCAAUUGGAGCAUAUAAAUUUAGCCUCUAUGUUGCUAAUCAUUUUCAUAACUUUAACUGUUGUAAAUACAUUUUUAUCCUUGAAAACUCAUCGUAAUAAAAUAAUUAUAGAUUUUAUACAUCUAAAAGAACAAUUCUGAAACCAAUGUUGUUGUUUUUUCCAUAAAAGACAUACUUAAAUUGCAGAUUGGUAACUUUGAAUUUAUUGUGUAUCAAUUUCUUAGUCAGUAAUGUGUUUAUAAGCAUUUGAUUUUUAGAAAUCUUUAUCAUUAUUAUUAUGAACUACAUUCCAUUGUUGUUUUGUUGCAAAAAUUUGUUACAAUACAAAAAAAAUAAACAACUUUUCAGAUAGUU